This is a messenger RNA of Knipowitschia caucasica, 1149 nucleotides long. Lineage: Eukaryota; Metazoa; Chordata; Actinopteri; Gobiiformes; Gobiidae. The record is from the annotation of a GenBank genome assembly.
AUGCAGACGCUGGUGCAUGCGGACGCUGGUGCAUGCGGACGCUGGUACAUGCAGACGCUGGUGCAUGCGAACGCUGGUGCAUGCGGACGCUGGUGCAUGCGGACGCUGGUGCAUGCGGACGCUGGUGCAUGCGGACGCUGGUGCAUGCGGACGCUGGUGCAUGCGGACGCUGGUACAUGCGGACGCUGGUGCAUGCGGACGCUGAUACAUGCGGACGCUGGUACAUGCGGACGCUGGCAGCGUCUCGGCAGCGUCUCGGCAGCGUCUCGCCAGCGUCUCGGCAGCGUCUCGGCAGCGUCUCGGCAGCGUCUCUGCAGCGUCUCGGCAGCGUCUCGGCAGCGUCUCGGCAGCGUCACGGCAGCGUCUCUGCAGCGUCUCUGCAGCGUCACGGCAGCGUCUCGGCAGCGUCUCGGCAGCGUCUCGGCAGCGUCACGGCAGCGUCACGGCAGCGUCACGGCAGCGUCUCUGCAGCGUCUCUGCAGCGUCUCUGCAGCGUCUCUGCAGCGUCUCUGCAGCGUCUCGGCAGCGUCUCGGCAGCGUCUCGGCAGCGUCUCGGCAGCGUCUCUGCAGCGUCACGGCAGCGUCUCGGCAGCGUCUCGGCAGCGUCACGGCAGCGUCACGGCAGCGUCACGGCAGCGUCACGGCAGCGUCACGGCAGCGUCUCUGCAGCGUCUCUGCAGCGUCUCUGCAGCGUCUCUGCAGCGUCACGGCAGCGUCACGCCAGCGUCUCGGCAGCGUCUCGGCAGCGUCUCGGCAGCGUCUCGCCAGCGUCACGGCAGCGUCACGGCAGCGUCACGCCAGCGUCACGCCAGCGUCACGCCAGCGUCUCGGCAGCGUCUCGGCAGCGUCUCGGCAGCGUCUCGGCAGCGUCUCGGCAGCGUCACGGCAGCGUCACGGCAGCGUCACGCCAGCGUCACGGCAGCGUCUCGGCAGCGUCUCGGCAGCGUCUCGGCAGCGUCUCGGCAGCGUCUCGGCAGCGUCUCGGCAGCGUCUCGGCAGCGUCUCUGCAGCGUCUCGGCAGCGUCUCGGCAGCGUCUCGGCAGCGUCACGGCAGCGUCUCGGCAGCGUCUCGGCAGCGUCUCGGCAGCGUCUCGGCAGCGUCACGGCAGCGUCACGGCAGCGUCACGGCAGCGUCUGAUCUACUACUGA